Messenger RNA from Spodoptera frugiperda (fall armyworm), 616 nucleotides. RefSeq lists its product as uncharacterized. Gene Ontology annotation, cellular component: extracellular matrix. Bases 29 to 565 code for a protein of 178 amino acids. The transcript is spliced from 4 exons. The record is from RefSeq and is a predicted model, not a curated record. NCBI's taxonomy places the organism in Eukaryota, Metazoa, Arthropoda, Insecta, Lepidoptera, Noctuidae.
UGUGAAAAAGAACAUUCAUAUUAACACAAUGUUUGUAAAGGUUGUGCUAAUCGCCACCGCGCUCGCUGCGGUCACCGCGCGGCCACAAGAAGGUCACGACCACCACCAUGGCCACGGUCACGCUGUGUCAUCACAGAGUAUAGUUCUGCACCACUCUCACAAGCAUGAGCCCGCACACCACGAGGAGCAUCACAAGAAGGCACAUGAAGAGCAUCACAAAAAACACGAAGAACACCACCACAAGGAACACCACGGUCAUGCUUCCUCCUCACAGAGCAUCAAACAGCAUCAUGGGAAAGCCACUGAGAAACAUGUAGAAUACUAUUCCCACCCUAAAUACGAGUUCGCGUACAAAGUGGAGGACCCUCACACCGGUGACAAGAAGUCCCAACAUGAGUCCCGCGACGGUGACGUCGUGAAGGGCGUGUACAGUCUGCACGAGCCCGACGGUACUGUCAGGAUCGUGGAGUACCACGCUGACAAGAAGACUGGAUUCAACGCCAACGUGAAACUUGAGGGUCACGCCAAACACAUUGUUCCUGAACACCACCACCAUCAUCACUGAUUCUGUGAUAUUAUUUACUAAUUCUUGUUAAAGUUGUUACGUUUUAUACCU